CAGCACACGAAACCCCCACUAACACUGGCGCGCCCUAGCAUCUACAUGACCCGCCAAGAUAGAGACCCCAUAUCAAACGCCGAUUCAUACAAUUCCGGUGCCGGGAUCCCAAGCCCUCAUUCCUUUUUUUGCUUCUAGAAAGCGGCAGACUACAUGACAAAAGACGAAUUGGCCAUUUAGAUAACGAUGAGAAUACACCAUCACCCAUUGCAUAAAUAGACAACCAAUCCUGUGUCUCUCCUCUGCCUACAUUCGUACUCUUCUUUCACCACAACAACAACCUCAUCCCAUAUAUCAACCACCAUGGCUACCACCAGAAUAGGCUUCCUCGGCCUCGGCGUCAUGGGCUCUCCCAUGGCCAUCAACCUCGCCCGCCAAUUCCCUCUCACCGUAUGGAACCGCUCCCAGGGCAAACUCCCACCCCUCAUCCAAGCCGGAGCCCGCGUCGCCGACUCACCAGCCGCCGUGCUCGCCCAAUCCGACGUCGUCUUCACCAUGCUCUUCAACGAUGCCGCCUAUGCCCCCGUCUUUGAAAGCCCCGACUUCCAGGCCAACCUGCGCGGCAAGACUGUCAUCAACACCUCCUCCAUCUCCGUCGACUGCAGCACGCGGCUCUCCGACAUUGUCGCGGCUGCCGGCGGCACCUUUAUCGAGAUGCCCGUCAGCGGCUCCAAGGUACCUGCUGAGAUGGGCCAGCUUGUCGGCAUGGUCGCAGGUGAUAAGGAUGCCGUCGAUGCUGUCCGGCCGCUGCUCAAGCCCAUCACAAAGACGGCCAUCUACUGCGGCCCCGUUGGCAUGGGCCUCAAGACAAAGUACGCCAUCAACACGUUUCUCAUCACCACAACGGCUGGCUUGGCCGAGUCUAUGCACUUGGCCAGACGGCAGGGCCUCGAUCUCGAUGCCUUUGCGCAGGUCGUAGACGCAAGCCCCAUGGCGUCAGCUUACUCCAAGCUCAAGGUUAACAAGAUGAUGGCUGAGGACUGGAGCGCACAAGCUGCUAUACAAGAUUGCUAUAAUCUCACGCGUCUGGUGGUGGACGCAUCGAAAACUGCCGGUGCGCGCAGUCCCUUUAUGGAACUCUGCGCAACCAUGUACAAGGAGGCCAUUGAUGCUGGAUUGGAGGGCGAUGACAUGAUUGCCCUGGAAAAGCUCUUUACAAAGAUUCAGACAAAGCAGGCACAGUAAUCAGGUGCGUUUUCAUAACG
This is a messenger RNA of [Torrubiella] hemipterigena, 1205 nucleotides long. The record is from the annotation of a GenBank genome assembly. NCBI's taxonomy places the organism in Eukaryota, Fungi, Ascomycota, Sordariomycetes, Hypocreales, Clavicipitaceae.